AUGGAGACUGAAAAUGGGGGUACAGAUCUGUCUGUUUCGUACCCUUCUUGUGUUCGAUGUAAGGAUUUCAUCACGUCAGGUCAUGCAUACGAGUUAGGUGAUGAUCGUUGGCAUACGCAUUGUUUCUCGUGUUAUAGAUGUGAAAAGCCAUUGAGUUGUGAUAGUGAUUUUCUGGUACUCGGGACGGGCACAUUAAUCUGUUUUGAUUGUUCAGAUUCGUGUAAAAACUGUGGGACAAAGAUUGAUGACUUGGCAAUUAUUCUGUCCUCUUCAAAUGAAGCUUAUUGUUCAGAGUGUUUUAAAUGUUGUAAAUGUGGUGAUACCAUCAAGGAUCUGCGAUAUGCCAAAACCAAGCGUGGUUUGUUUUGUAUACAUUGUCAUGAAAGGUUGCUUGCCAAGAGGAAACAGUAUGAGGACAGGAAGAGAAGAUUGAAGAAAGAUUUGCCCGAGGUUCCAACAGUGGAAUUACCCAUGCCAUUGGUUAUUCCUGAGAAAUCUAGUAAGAGACCUCAGUCGCCCGUAAGAGGCUCGGAGAGAUCGUUGACACCACCCCCACUUUCAAAAAGUCUGAUAAAGUCUAAUAGUGGGAGUGUUAUUUCACAGUAUUUGGCAGAGGAUGAUGAUGUGAAGGUUGGUAGUGGAUCAAUACCAGCGAAAAAGGACGAUGAGGAUACUCCCAAACAUUCUCGAAAUGUUUCCAUUGAUGAUAUGUUGAAUUCAACUCUAGAGAAUGAUCGAGAAGAAUUGAAGGUAUCACAGGAACCGAAGGUUUUGUUGAAUAAGACUCCGUUAAGAAACCACCGAGCCACAAACUCAUUGAGUAAAUCACCGCUCUCCCAUAGGCAGGGAAUGAUCCUCGAGCCGGAACAAAGUAAUCAAGAGAAACCUUUGGAGCAAGAGGAAGAACAAGGACUAGCGCUGAAUUUACCAUCACAGUUUUCCCCAAUCAAUAAUGAUGAAGAUACUUUGACCUUGGGGUUCGAAGAUCGCCCUCCAACAGAUUAUGCGGUAACAUCUCCGCCACGAUCUCCCAGUCCUUCAAAAACAAACACAAUCGUUACUUCUCCAAAUCGUCAAGAAAUUGUUUCGAAUGCGAAUGAAAGUGGCAAGAACCGAAAGAUCGGUCGAUCUCUUUCUCUUAAAUCAAGAAAUCUGGUUCACAAUCUGAAAUCUAAAACAACGGGUAUCCUGGAUCCCAGGUCAAGUUCGCCAUCCACUUCUCGAUCCAAGACCAUCUCUUCCCCCGGUAGAAACGAUUUGGAUACGCAUUCUGGAUGGGGUGUGCCGUCUAGCGAGGAAAGUAAUACGCAGCCUACCCCUGUAACAUCUUCGAGGCAUAAAAUGACUCCGAGAGGUAAGAGUGACAGUACAUUACAUGCUGAUCAUCGCAAUUUUACAAAUCCAGGGAGAAAUUAUAGCGUUGAAAAUGUGGACCAUAGAAGAACGCACAGCAAUGCUAGUAAUACUAGCGCAUCGAAUGUCUCAAUGUUCAGAACUCCUCCAUUAGACAAUCCAUCGAUAUUUGGUCGACUCAGUAACUCGGGGUCCGCUUCCCACUAUAAGACAUCUAGUUGGCAAGCGAAUAACGAGCCUGUCAUGGAGGACCCCGCGGAGUCAGAUGCACAGAAGACUGUAGAUGAUGAUAUCACAAAGGCAGAAGAUGAAAAUGAAUCUUUUCUCAAGAAGGAGCUCGGAGAAACUGAACUACUGCUAAGAAAGUUGAAAUUGGAAGUGAGAGAACUCGAGUCCAAGAGAUUACAUUUAACCAGUGAAGUGGACGGUCUACAGUCCACAAAGGAUGUGCUCGUUCAUGAGAUCGAACGACUGAGAGCAGAGAAGGGUAAAUUUUCCUCGUUGGAAUCGUUAGCGCCGGUACCACAAAAUGGUGAUUUUCAGAAACCUCAAGAUUUUAAUGUUGACGGAAUCCAAUCAAGUAAACAAGCAGAAACUGCAAGCGUGGCAAGGCCAGGAACAAAGCCAAGGUUCUGGAAGAUCUUCUCAGGCGCAAGGCAACCACCUCAGUCUCAACAACAGCAACACGGCCAGCAACUGUCUUUGCAAAAUCUCGCAGCACCAAGCGGUACAACUGCGAACACUUCAAUAUCAUCGUCUUCUAGCAUGUACAAUGGUAAUAAUAGCACCAGCGGCAAGUUGGAAAUCUCUGGGCCCGUUCUCCAAAAUCCAAACGAGUUCAGUGAUGUUAAAUUACUACCAAUAAACAUGAACUCACAGUCCGAGCUAAGCAUGCAAGGGUCACCAUCUCGAGUGGAUGGGAAUAUACUUUAUGGUUCUAGCCUUGUCGCCAGAUGCUCCUAUGAGCAAUCAACGAUACCAUUGAUCGUAAAGUCGUGUAAAGAGCACAUCGAGAGUAAAGAGGAAUUUCUAAGAACAGAGGGGAUUUACCGCAAGUCGGGGUCUCAAUUGCUUAUUGAGGAGAUAGAAAAGGCAUUUAUUGCUUGCGACACUGAGCAGACGACUGAACUUUUAAGCCUUCUCGAUGAGGACGUCCAUGCUGUUGCGAGCGUCUUGAAAAGAUACCUAAGGAAAUUACCGAACCCGGUAAUAACGUUUCAAGUGUACGAGCCGUUAAUGAAUACCGUUAGAGAAAACCAAAUGAUGACUAACCUUCCAUUUAAGGCUGGCGGCAACCAUCUCAAGAACAAUCCACAAUACGUUACAGCACUAAACACUAUUGUCAAGAUUUUGCAAAAUCUGCCGCAAGAGCACCGCGAUUUGCUGCUUUUCUUGGCAAAACAUAUCCAUACAGUUAUGAGCUACAGCGAAGCCAAUUUGAUGACUUUGCAUAAUCUGUCACUUGUCUUUGCCCCUGGCUUGAUCCGUGACUACACUGGGGAGAAAGAUAUUGCUGAUAUGAAGGAAAGGAAUUACAUUGUGGGCUUUAUCUUUGGGAAUUUCGAAGACAUUUUUUCAUAA
Torulaspora delbrueckii is the source of this 2934-nucleotide messenger RNA. It is a transcript of the gene RGA2, whose product is annotated as GTPase-activating protein RGA2. The record is from RefSeq and is a predicted model, not a curated record. The coding region runs from base 1 to 2934 and encodes 977 amino acids. Gene Ontology annotation, biological process: regulation of GTPase activity; signal transduction. NCBI's taxonomy places the organism in Eukaryota, Fungi, Ascomycota, Saccharomycetes, Saccharomycetales, Saccharomycetaceae. Gene Ontology annotation, cellular component: cytoplasm. The transcript has a single exon.